Messenger RNA from Xiphias gladius (swordfish), 1588 nucleotides. RefSeq names its product TIP41, TOR signaling pathway regulator-like (S. cerevisiae) (gene tiprl). The transcript is spliced from 8 exons. NCBI's taxonomy places the organism in Eukaryota, Metazoa, Chordata, Actinopteri, Istiophoriformes, Xiphiidae. The coding region runs from base 100 to 1005 and encodes 301 amino acids. Gene Ontology annotation, cellular component: cytosol. Gene Ontology annotation, biological process: TOR signaling. The record is from RefSeq and is a predicted model, not a curated record.
UGCAGCAAGAGCAGGGUGCUACUCGAGUUUGUAGAAGGACACGAACGCCAGGAAACUGACACCAAGAAGUGGCGGAACCACAGCGUGAGCGUAGCUAACAUGACCGGACAGGUUUUGUUGGCGCACUCAAGUACCUCCAUGAUAUGGUUGUAUGACACAGUUGACAACAAGACCGAGAUGUUGGAUUCUCUGUCCACGAUGAUGUCACAUGGUUUCAAGAGCAGUAAGCAGGACUUCACCUUUGGACCAUGGAAAGUGACUGCUGCCAAAAACCACAUAAUGAAAUCCAAAGACUUUGAACGGUUAGCAGAAGAGAUGAGCAUGCCCUCCCUUCCAGAGAUGCUGUUUGGGGACAAUGUCCUGCGCAUCCAACACACAGAUGGCUAUGGCAUUGAAUUUAAUGCCAUCGAUGCCCUUAAGAGAGUAAACAACAUGGAGGAUGCCGUCAAGGUGGCGUGUGCUCAGGAAUGGCAGGAGAGCAGAGCUGAUUCCGAACACUCCAAAGAGGUGGUGAGACCUUACGACUGGACGUACACCACAGACUACAGAGGCACUCUGAUAGGAGAAGGUAUGCAGAUAAAGGUGACUGAGACAGCAGAACGUAUCGACAUGGAGAAGCUGAAGGCUCGGGAACAGAUCAUGUUCUUUGAUGAAGUGUUGCUGUUCGAGGACGAGCUGCAUGACCAUGGAGUCUCAAUGAUCAGUGUCAAAAUUAGGGUGAUGCCCACCAGUUUCUUCCUUUUGCUGCGCUUCUUCUUACGAGUGGAUGGAGUGCUGAUUAGAAUAAAUGACACACGACUGUAUCACGAGGCUGGAAAGAAUUACAUGCUACGAGAGUUCAGCACAAGGGAAAGCAAAGUAGCAGAACUGAAGAAUGUUCCUGCUGCACUAUACACUGAUCCUAAUGAAAUCGCCCAGCACUUAACCCUGAAGCUGACAGUGUGUGAGAAGCUGGAGCUUCCUAUGAUACAGCCUCAGACAGCUGUUAAUGAAGUCCUUCAGUGACCAUUAUACUAUAAGGUCCACAUUGAUGUGUUGCCUGAUGAAAAACAAGAAUAGUAGUCUUAAACCACAUCCUUAUUCUUAAAUUAACAUAACCAUUGAUCUCCCCUUCAAAUAUCUUAGGAAUAGUUUUUACAGGAAUAGUUUUUAUAUGUGACUACUAUGAUGGUGUGUUCUUAAAUCUGCAACCUGAAUUUUGACAGUUUCAGUAUGUUCCCAGCGCAUCUUGAUGCUCUGUAGUAUAGAAUCUUUUAAGCCAGUUAAACACUUUGGUCUAGCUUCUGGCUUUGUUCAUAUUUGACCUGAUUUUGCUUUAUGAGACAUCUUUCACUGUCAACUUGAUAGGCAUUUUGACAUACUGUAAGGCUUGGUGGGAUUGUUGUUUCCAUGGUUGUAAUAUUAGUAUAUCGAUAAUGUAUUUGUAAAAACUAAACAAAAAAGCCAAAGUCUUCAAGAAUUUCUGUAAAUAUGGAAACUGUAUUUUCUACAGUGACUAAUAGAAGGUGAAAAAGCUUGUUUUCCACUUAUAAGUCAAACACCUUCAGAAUCUAUGUGAAUGUCUAUCAUAUUGCCAAAUAAAUUUUGU